Sinocyclocheilus grahami is the source of this 1269-nucleotide messenger RNA. Its product is annotated as neuropilin-2-like. The coding region runs from base 760 to 1269 and encodes 169 amino acids. NCBI's taxonomy places the organism in Eukaryota, Metazoa, Chordata, Actinopteri, Cypriniformes, Cyprinidae. The record is from RefSeq and is a predicted model, not a curated record. Gene Ontology annotation, cellular component: plasma membrane; glutamatergic synapse; axon. Gene Ontology annotation, molecular function: semaphorin receptor activity. Gene Ontology annotation, biological process: axon guidance. The transcript has 4 exons.
CUACGAGCGUUUGACGAGCCCGUGUGGCUGUGGGCGCUUGUGUUUCUCUCGCUCGCCUUUUUAUAGCGUAACUGCGGGACUAGUGGCUGGUCUUUAAUCAGAGACUGGAGAGGCGGGCCGAGGUGCUGACUGUAAUGCGAUAGCUGCGCCCGUCCUUAAUGCUAUUACAUCCACAUGCUGCUGCCGCGCAAGACUCGGCGCAAGACGCGCAGUGCCAAAGAGACAGCGCGCGGAGUAUCUCUAUCACAAGACUUCAGUUACGGACCCUCUGCACAGAAGACCUAAUCCGAACUGCCCUUUUCUGACAGUUUUCCGCCGUGGCCAGUGUUUCCCAUUCGAGAGCGUUUGGUGGUGGAUUCUGUGAGGACGAGUCCGGGAAAACGCUUCAUGUCAGUUGGAUUUGAAGGCGAGAGAAAGCGCCGCUCACCUCACUCACUCACUCGCUGCUAUAGCUCGAGGAAAUCAAGCCAAAAUAUGUUUUCGGUCUGAAAGAGAAAGUUGUUUAGUUUUAUUACGCCGUUUUAUUUCGUUGUCGUUGCUUUUGCUUAGGAUAUAACUGGAGAUGUUAAACAGCCACGUCUGGGUUGAAUUUACGCAUCCAGCAUUUUAAAGCACAUUGAGAAAGCAGGCGGAAGAAAUUGUUAUCAGACUCAAGACACAAGUGGAUACAUCAUCAGUGGAUAAGAACAUUUUCAAAGAACAUCACAAGAACUUCAGCAUUUCAUUUGCACGCACUGGGUGAACAUCACCCAGAAAAAAAUGGAUUUAUUCACAAAGCUCUGUGGAUCUUUACUUGUCUUGUGUGCGGCAUUAGUUUAUGGAGAGGAGGAGCCAUGUGGUGGGCAUUUGGAUGCCAGUGACGCAGGAUACAUCACCACACCCGGUUACCCGCUGGAGUACCCGCCCCACCAGAACUGUCGAUGGGUAAUCACGGCACCCGAACCAUCCCAGCGUAUCGUCCUAAACUUCAACCCGCACUUUGAGCUGGAGAAACUGGACUGCAGGUAUGACUUCAUUGAGAUCCGGGAUGGGAACUCAGAGAACGCUGAUCUGUUGGGGAGACACUGCAGUAACAUCGCACCUCCUGCGAUCAUCUCCUCAGGCCCCAUUUUGCUCAUCAAAUUCGUCUCCGACUAUGCCCACCAGGGGGCAGGGUUUUCGCUGCGCUAUGAAAUCUAUAAGACAGGAAACACGUACCUCACCUCUUCCUUUAACUACCCACCACUUCUUGCAGCAUGGGCUGCUAUGUGCCAAAUCCCACCUGCCUGA